Amoebophrya sp. A120 is the source of this 897-nucleotide messenger RNA. The record is from the annotation of a GenBank genome assembly. NCBI's taxonomy places the organism in Eukaryota, Dinophyceae, Syndiniales, Amoebophryaceae.
AGUACCAUUCAUGACCCACCCUCAACCUCAAGUAAAUAAGCAAGUACUCACAUACCCACCUAUUUUCACUUUUAGAAUAAACAGAGUUAUGCUGGAGUUCGAGUUUCAGGAAGGAAAACGACACGACGUUUUGUUCCAUCCUAAAUAAAGAACCUUUGUCGAUUAAGUGUACUUAUUAUUGUAAGAUGAACCUGAAGAACAUCAAGGACAACAACUCACGACUAUAAUGAGCAGCAUCGACAAGAUGUCGUCAUCGAAUAAGGCAUCGAAUAGCAGCUCCACGACCAAGCCCUCGAAAAAAGCCGCCGACGAGAAGCAGAACGCCCUUGUCAUUGGCAACGGCAUCAACGGCAUCAUGAUUACCAUGCUCAUCAGCAUCAUCGUCCCACAUGCACGACGAGAACAGCAUUCCGUUCUUAUCGAGCCCCAGAUUGGCAUAGUACGCUCCUUGCUGACAGGCUACAGCAUCGGGGUACCGGGCGUAGCAAAUUGGUAGGGUAUGCAGAGAAAAAAGAUGUCGAUGCUCUUCGCAGUCACACUAUUGCUCCUACAUCUUCUCACUGUGAAUGCAAAAAGAAAACGUACAAAAGUACGUUCUGCACUGCGCUCGCUCGUUUUCAUGUGGUUUGUGUGCCGAGGGAUUUGAGUUUAGGCAUAGUGAUGAGAUGCUUUUUCGGUCCUCGGACAUGCUCGCCUAUUCGGUUCCUGUCUUCUACCUGAUUCGCAUGCCCGAGUUGGAUCGCGCCUCGCUCGCCUUUUUCGUUUCCUCGCUUUUCUUAGAGUCCGGACGCAUCUCGGUUUCGGAUGAGAGAAGGUGUGGCGCAUACGUACGUAGGUCUGUACUAUGUACAGGUUUAGAGCCAGCGCAGCUGAAGCCCUACUGUGUUGGACUUCCGG